Thunnus maccoyii (southern bluefin tuna) is the source of this 1646-nucleotide messenger RNA. RefSeq names its product four and a half LIM domains 1a (gene fhl1a). The record is from RefSeq and is a predicted model, not a curated record. NCBI's taxonomy places the organism in Eukaryota, Metazoa, Chordata, Actinopteri, Scombriformes, Scombridae. The transcript has 6 exons. Gene Ontology annotation, molecular function: transmembrane transporter binding. Gene Ontology annotation, biological process: muscle organ development. Bases 128 to 973 code for a protein of 281 amino acids.
UUUAAAGCUGCGUUGCCUCCGCAGAUUUUACCUCUUGGCCAAAACCACCGGACACACUGCUGGUGUCGACUGAUCGGCGCUCAUCUUUACGCUUCGGAGAGGUCCCCGGAGUUAUCUUACCUCCACCAUGACUGAUCGCUUCGACUGCUACUACUGCCGUGACAACCUGCACGGGAAGAAGUAUGUGAAGAAGGACGACAAGCACGUGUGCACCAAGUGUUUUGAUAAGCUCUGUGCCAACACCUGCGCAGAGUGCAGACGCCCCAUUGGUGCUGAUUCCAAGGAGCUGCACCAUAAGAACCGCUACUGGCAUGAGGACUGUUUCCGCUGUGCCAAGUGCUACAAGCCACUGGCCAGUGAGCCGUUCAGCGCCAGGGACGACGGCAAGAUAAUGUGUGGCAAGUGCGGCUCCCGGGAGGAUGGCAACCGGUGCCAGGGCUGCUACAAGGUGGUCAUGCCAGGAUCCCAGAACGUGGAGUACAAGAACAAGUUGUGGCACGAGGAAUGCUUCACCUGCUUUGAUUGCAAGCAGCCAAUCCGCACACAGAGCUUCCUGGCCAAGGGUGAUGAUAUCUACUGUGUCCCCUGCCAUGACAAGAAGUUUGCCAAGAAAUGCUUCCACUGCAAGCAGGCCAUCACCUCCGGAGGGAUCAGCUACCAGGACCAGCCCUGGCACUCUGAGUGUUUCGUGUGCCAAACCUGCCGUAAGCCUCUGGCGGGAGCUCGCUUCACCUCCCAUGAGACCGGAUUCUACUGUGUGGACUGCUACAAGACUGAUGUGGCCAAGAAGUGCCAUGGCUGCAAGAACCCUAUCACAGGAUUCGGCCAUGGCACCAAUGUGGUGAACUACGAGGGAUACUCCUGGCAUGAGUAUUGCUUCAACUGCAAGAAGUGCUGCCUCUCCUUGGCCAAUAAGCGCUUCGUCAUCACUGGAGAUCAUAUCCACUGCCCUGACUGUGCUAAGAAACUGUGAGCUGCACAGUCACCUGUGCAGAGGUUUUAAAAUUUAAAGUGGAAUUACACCAAAACUGACUUUUUGACUGUUACUUUUCAAAAGAACAUUUUCUCAUAAAAAUGUUUGAGUGAUGAAUUAGAGGCCUUGAAAUAUUAGAAAUGUAAUUCCAGCUUCUGAAAUAGCAUAAAAAAGUCAAAACAGUCAAUUUUGGUGAAACGUCUCUUUAUGAGGAUGAAAGACUAGAGGCUAUUUCAACUAAAUAUGCAUUAGCUUGACUCAUUUUUCUUCAUAUAUGUAAAUGCAACAUGUGUCAGUGUCAGGGUUUGAUACUACCAUGCAAACAGAAUUCCUUAAUAGGGAUUAUGAUAUGCACUAUUAGUCUAGUCUAAUUCAGGAUUCUGUGCAAAAGCCUUUUCAGUGCCUUACUGGAAUCUAGAGGGAAUGAUUUGCUUUUUACAUUUGCACUGCUGCUCAUACAUAUCAGCUUUGAUUAAUAGUCUGUUACAUCUCUGAAUAUUUGAAUAGAUUAUGAGAUCUUUAUUAAUGUUUAGAGUGAAUUUGAAAUAUAAAUUAGAUUUUUUUCAGACUGAUGCUGCAAUAUAAACUGCUGAAAUAUAAACUGCUCAUGUAUUCAAGACUUUUUGGGUGAAGUUCAAUGCAAAACAAGAAUAAACGAGGAAGUGAUCUGAAA